GAAAUGUAAAUCAUCUGAAUACAUUUCAUAGUGGGUUUUUGCAAGUUUGAGACUUUAUAACUUGUGAUGUUAUAGUUGAUGUGAGUGUGAAACAAUCUACACUGGGUUUAUCUUUGAUUCUCAAAAUUAUAAAACAAAGAAACUGACCAAGUUGUUGAGCUAAAGAGUAGAGUUCUGACUGAAGCAUCAUCAAGGCAGUUUAGGUCCAGCAGUAAUGAAGAGCGAACAGGAACUACAAUCUUCCACUCAAGCUUCACAAGAGUCCCAAGGUGAACAGAAACUUAACCAAUCAAUAGAUGCUCCUCCUAUACAAGAUGCCGUUUCUGUAUCUGCUUCAAGCAAUGAUAGUAGGAAAGUCUCAAGACAAGAUAUUGAACUCGUCCAGAAUUUGAUAGAAAGAUGUCUUCAGUUGUACAUGAACAAAGAAGAGGUGGUGAAGACCCUCUUGACUCGGGCAAGGAUAGAACCUGCCUUUACUAGCUUGGUUUGGCAGAAACUAGAAGAAGGAAACGCAGAGUUUUUCAGGGCUUAUUACAUAAGGUUGAAGCUAAAGAAGCAAAUAGUUAUAUUCAAUCAGUUGCUUGAGCACCAGUACCAUCUCAUGAAGUAUCCUCCUGUUCCUCCAAAGAUUCCUCUGGCACCUAUGCCAAACGGAAUGCAUCCCAUGGCACCUGUAGUUGGCAUGCAAAUAGGAUAUCCAGUACUACAACAUCCUCAAAUGCAUGUUCAAGGCCAUCCCCAUAUCGCUGCUGCAACCGCAAUGUCAAGCUGCCAUGUUGUUAACGGAGUCCCUGCACCUGCGCAUCUCCAGCCAUUGAGGAUGAACUCAACGAAUGAAAACGUGGAAGAUGCAAAUCUUCAAGUGGUUCCACCAAGCAGUGGUGAGAUGGCAGUGAGUCCAGCUUGUGUGGCAUCAAGCGGACACUUUCCAUUUGCUGAUUCAGACAUGGUAAUGGACACUUCAGUGCUUGAUUCUGAGUUCACUGCUGAUGUUGUUGGAGCAGAUGGAGGAGGAGGAGGAGCUGGGGAUACCACAGAGUUAUUUGAUCAGAUUCCCUGGGAUUUUAGCCUUUCUGAUCUCACUGCAGAUCUGUCAAACUGGAGAAAAUGAAUAGAUGUUUACAAGAUUUUAUAGUCUUACAACUACUAUACACACGCCAGAUUUACUUUUCAUAUAUAUCUUUUUUUAUAUAUGAAAAGUCUAUUUGAUUUACAAAAUAGUUGUUGAUUUAGAAACAGUAUUUUUAUAUGGUCUUUUUUUUGCUCAAAGGAAAGAUGGGAUUUUAACAAAAUGAGCUAUGUUGGUUGGUUAUUUUUAUAUGUUCUUUCC
Raphanus sativus (radish) is the source of this 1330-nucleotide messenger RNA. RefSeq lists its product as uncharacterized. The record is from RefSeq and is a predicted model, not a curated record. The transcript has 7 exons. Lineage: Eukaryota; Viridiplantae; Streptophyta; Magnoliopsida; Brassicales; Brassicaceae. Bases 215 to 1111 code for a protein of 298 amino acids.